AUGCCUCGCUUACUCAAGCGCUCGCAGUUACCUCUGUACGUGAAACGGGCGAUAUGUAGCUACCACGCGGCCCACCCUCACCUGCGCCAGGAAGAUGUGGCUCGAUGGUGCUUCACGAGGUACGGCAUCCGUCCCGACCGAUCCACCAUCGGUCGUGUCAUUCGAAACGAGGCCCGCUGGAGCUCCACUUCCGAGAGCAGCAACACUACUCGCGUUCGUGGUGGGGCUCAUCCUGAUCUGGAGCGGCGCAUGCUCCGUUGGAUCGGGAACGCGGGACCAGCCGGCAUCCCUCUAACACUCGCGACCAUCCGUCAUCACGCGGCGGGAAUGGCGCGAGACAUGGGCAUUCCCGCCUCCUUCAGGUGCUCCGUCGGGUGGGUUCGCCGCACCAUGCGUCGUCAUGGUAUCCGGUGCAUGGCCACGCGCGAAGAGGCGGCCGACCAGGACUUGGCGGCGGUUAUGACUUGCAAGACGCAGCUGCCCGCGCUCCUUAUGCACUUGACCGUGCAGCCGGCGGACGUCUUCAACUUCGACGAGACCGCCCUCCCGCGCACGGUGCAGCGAUGUUGGUGGCGUACCGGUUGCCUCCCGAACGCGUGGGAGAUGCAGCUGGAGCAUGUCGGCGAUGCGGCUGAUGCAGACGAGGAGGCCGUCGACGAGCUCGCAGAGGAGCUGGGUGACGUCGGCGCGUUGAUCCGGCGUCUCGACCUCGGCUCCAGCGCAAUGCCCGCGGAGGAGUUCGUCGCCAUUGACGACGACCAACCGACUUGCGCGGAGCCGGGCGAGGACCCGCUCGCCACCGAGCCGCCCACGGAGGCGACGGCCGAUUCGUGGGACCCGCCCGUUCCUUUUGCCGGUGUCUACGAUGACCUCGACCCGGUUUCCCGCGAGGCAAGGCGCAACGCGCGUGCGGCCUGCGAGAUGCUGAUCGGGUACUCUCGCGCCGUGGGGAUCGAGCCGCGCGACAUUAGUAACCUUUUCGACAUCCGCAACCCCAUUAUUGUGGAGCGGCUUGAGAGGGCAAGCCCUCGUCUUGAUCUCAACGAGCCUGCCGAAGCCCCGACUCCUGCGCCUGCUCGUCGCGGUCGCGUCCUCCCGAUGUGGAUGACGAGGCCAUCGCGUCGCCAGGAGCUGAUCAACGGCAGCAUUACCGCCGUCAUGGGGGGCUACCCUGAGUCUGCCGAGUGGUUCCGCAUCUAA
Molecule: messenger RNA, 1200 nt
Organism: Closterium sp. Naga37s-1
Lineage: Eukaryota; Viridiplantae; Streptophyta; Zygnematophyceae; Desmidiales; Closteriaceae
Source: the annotation of a GenBank genome assembly